Molecule: messenger RNA, 2424 nt
Organism: Cladophialophora bantiana CBS 173.52
Lineage: Eukaryota; Fungi; Ascomycota; Eurotiomycetes; Chaetothyriales; Herpotrichiellaceae
Exons: 1
Coding region: 1-2424 (807 amino acids)
Biological process (GO): transmembrane transport
Cellular component (GO): membrane
Molecular function (GO): ATP hydrolysis activity; ABC-type oligopeptide transporter activity; ATP binding
Source: RefSeq, a predicted model, not a curated record
AUGAUUGCUACGCGUACCUCGGUGCUGCUCGCUUUCAGGCCUUUUCAACAUGGCUCUCGAUUAAACCAGCUUGACCAGAAUAUCCUUCUUUCAUUAUACAAUUCCUCUCCUCGACACUCCCGGAUAUCAUCCCGCACUUUGCAUGGAUGGGCGCGGUCGAAGGCUUCCAUCAAUCCGAGCCAAUUUCCUUCAUUGAAGCUGCUCAACGGUUCUGCGCCAAGGCCAGAUCGACUCAAUGUGCCCUUCCAGCCCAGCAUAGCUGCCCGGGCGGUAUACUUUUCGAGCGGUCGCACACUUUACGAAACUCCUACGCCGGUUAUUAAGGAGCAGCAGCGAUCCAAAUCCAUCGAUGAGGCGGAUGACGAGGAUGCAUUUCACAGAUCUGAAAAAGCACAUCAGGCCUCGCACGUGAAUCUCAGCGCUCGACUGUCAAAAGAGGGUGCUGCGGGCAAGAACGCUGGGUUUGGGGAGAUAUGGCGGUUGAUCAAGAUUGCACGUCCAGAAGCAAAAGUCCUUGCGCUGGCAUUUCUCCUGCUCCUGAUCUCGUCCUCCAUCACCAUGUCGAUACCGUUUUCAAUUGGCAAGAUCCUGGAUAUUGCGACCAAAGGGGGUGCGAAAACGGAGGGUGCCGAAUUGGAGCAGAAGUCUGAUAUGCUCUUUGGGCUCAGCUUGACAACAUUCUACACCGCCCUUGUCUGUAUUCUUGCGACGGGUGCCGCGGCCAAUUACGGACGCAUCAUCAUCCUUCGAAUUGUGGGCGAGAGGAUUGUGGCGAGACUCCGAUCCAGGCUGUUCCGGCAAACCUACAUUCAAAAUGCCGAGUUUUUCGAUGCAAAUCGUGUAGGCGACUUGAUUUCCAGACUCAGCUCCGACACCAUCAUCGUCGGCAAGUCGAUUACCCAAAAUCUUUCCGAUGGACUCCGCGCUUUCGUCAGUGGAGCUGCUGGCUUUGGCUUGAUGGCAUGGGUGUCCCUAAAGUUGACCGGUAUUCUGGCGCUACUGUUUCCCCCUGUCGCACUUGGUGCAUUCUUUUAUGGGCGAGCGAUCCGGAAUCUGAGUCGAAAGAUCCAAAAGAACGUCGGCACGUUAACGAAGAUUGCAGAAGAAAGGCUCGGCAAUGUGCGAACUUCACAGGCGUUUGCAGGUGAAAUUCUCGAAGUCCAUCGGUACAACACGCAGGUGCGCAAGAUCUUCGAGCUGGGAAAAAGAGAAUCGAUCAUCAGUGCCACUUUCUUCUCUUCCACUGGAUUCAUGGGCAACAUGACCAUAUUGUCGCUCCUCUAUGUCGGCGGUGGUAUGGUGUCGAGCGGAACAAUCAGUAUUGGAGAGCUCACCUCUUUUCUCAUGUACACUGCGUACGCAGGUUCCUCGCUCUUUGGGCUUUCGUCGUUCUACUCGGAGUUGAUGAAAGGCGUGGGAGCCGCAUCACGCUUGUUCGAACUCCAGGACAGAGAGCCAACCAUAUCUCCCACAAAAGGUGAAAAGGUGGUAUCAGCACGAGGCCCCAUUCGGUUCGAGAAUCUCUCCUUCAGCUACCCUACUCGACCGGCAGUGAGUAUCUUUAGGAAUCUGGAUUUCGAAAUUCCUCAGGGCGCCAAUGUCGCCAUUGUCGGUCCAUCCGGCGGUGGAAAGAGCACGAUUGCCUCUCUGAUCUUGCGGUUCUACACACCUACCGAAGGCCGCAUUUUGAUCGAUGGCAGGGAUAUUGCGACGAUGAACGUCAAAUCUCUCAGACGCAGGAUCGGCAUCGUGUCACAAGAACCAGUCUUGUUUUCCGGCACCAUAGCCGAGAACAUCGCCUACGGCCGCCCUCAUGCAACCCGCGCGGAGAUUAUGCGUGCAGCCAGACGAGCCAACUGCCAAUUCAUUAGCGAUUUCCCAGAAGGACUUGACACUCCCGUCGGCGCCCGGGGCACCCAGCUGUCUGGUGGCCAAAAGCAGCGCAUUGCCAUUGCUCGAGCCCUGGUCAAGGAACCCGACAUCUUGAUCUUGGAUGAGGCCACAUCCGCACUUGAUGCGGAGUCUGAGACCUUGGUCAACGAAGCGCUGGCCUCGCUGCUAAGAGGUAGUAACACGACAAUCUCCAUUGCGCACCGUCUUUCGACCAUCAAACGAUCUGACACCAUCAUAUGUCUGGGUAGCGAUGGACGUGUUGCGGAGAUGGGCAGCUACAAGGAACUCAGCAGUCGGCCCGACGGUGCUUUCACGAAGUUGAUGGAAUGGCAAAUGAGUGGCGGCGAGAGAGCACAGGAUGAUGUGGACAAAUUGGCCAUCGACCCGGAACAUAUUAAAGGUCCGCCAACGGAGAAAGACGAGAUCGAAGUGGAACUGGAAGAACCGAGUGAGGGCGAGGGCGAGGAGGAUCUCGAAGCCAGCAAAGCGCCAGAGACUGCCAACCAAGCAGUGCAAGAGAAGAAGACGUGA